AUGGAAGCCGCUGGGGUUGCGCUCGCGAUCCUGCCACUGAUCAUCAACCAAAUCGACAACUACGUCCAGGGUAUUGAGACCCUUGGUGAUUUUCGAACCAAGAGGUAUCGAAGAAAGCUAGAUUACUAUGCCACACAUCUUGGAUCUCAGCAAGCGGUUUUUAUCAACACAUUAGAACGCUCUCUGGAGGGCGUCCUUGAGUACGAGGAUGGGGUGGAUGGAUUUUCAAAUGAGGAAAUUCAGGUCCUUUGGGAGAAACCAAGUGUACAAUCCGUUCUACAAACAAAACUCGGGCGAAAUUAUACGCCGCUCCUCCGAACUAUGAGACAACUUUCAUUGCUUCUGGAGACGUUGUCUCGAAAGCUGGGUUGGGAUAAGAUGCCAAUAGAGCUUUGCCCAUCGCACAUACUGACUAAUCUUAUUGUGAUUUCCAAGACUGCAAUACAGAAAUCUUGGAGUGAUUCGAGCGCUUUCAACAGAGAAGUGAAGAAGUUCAAGGACAUAUUCUCUAAAGGCAUCUACGAGAGUAUACUCAAUCAAAUAAACGCCGCCAACGAGCAACUAGCCAAGCUCAUGGAACAAUCUGAUCAUCAAAACCGGAUACAAAAGAAAAGGAUAUCAAAACGCCCCCUACAGCGACUCAAGCGAAAUCGAAGGCUUGCACAAAGUUUACACAAUGCCAUCCUCAAAGGCCAAAGUUGGAAAUGUCCCUGCCGUGAUCAACAUACCAUUCAUUUCUUCCUUGAUAUUUCGUUUCUUGAAAGCACUAAGAUGAGCACAGAGGUACCCAAUUCCCGUUUUCGCAUGCUUUUUGCGUCUCCUCAAUCCAUCGAACACGGUGGAACUUUUGAAUCAUCGUCUACUGUCCUUCAGGCCCAAAUGAAUGGUGCAUUUUUCUUCAGCCAAAAAGAACGUCUUACCAUGGCUGUCAAUCUUGCAUAUGGCGUGCUUGAGCUGCACGGAAACUGGCUGAAAUCUCUCUGGCGAGCCCGUGAUAUUAUGUUCAUCCGACAACCGACAAACAGCCUUGGUCAUCCUGCCUUGGUGUUGAGUCUUUCUAAUACAAUGGAAAUAUCAACACUGUGCAGAGAUACAGCCACUUCGUCACUGGUUCAAAAUGAAAUACUCUUCCCUUUGGGACUUAUUCUUGUUGAGCUAUCCCUUUGUCAACCUCUGGAAUUACUCCGUAUAGCAGACGACUAUGAUGAAAAUGAAGCGAAUGCCAAUCUCAAGACAGCUUCACGCUUGCUGCAGUACGUGGAGUCGCAGAGUGGUCCGCUAUACGUCGAAGUCGUGGAGCAAUGCUUAUUUUGGCGCUGGAAAACGGGCUGCACCUUGGAAGAUGAGAACAUACAAGAUGAAAUUUACCAACGCAUCGUCUUCCCACUGGUUGUGAAUUUAAAGAACUUUGUUGGAAUGUCGUCAAGGCAGUGA
Messenger RNA from Penicillium paradoxum, 1434 nucleotides. RefSeq lists its product as uncharacterized. The record is from RefSeq and is a predicted model, not a curated record. The coding region runs from base 1 to 1434 and encodes 477 amino acids. The transcript has 2 exons. Lineage: Eukaryota; Fungi; Ascomycota; Eurotiomycetes; Eurotiales; Aspergillaceae.